AUGAGCAUACCGGUGUUGCUUUCCCCCAUACAAUUUACAUAUCCGGCGACGCGCGACCGGGCACGCGUUGGCGCAAACAACAACCUGGAUGCUGAAAGACCACGGAGUCAGACUACCACAGAUGAAGAGGAAGAGACACGAGAAGAUUCAGAGUCUGAUGAUGACAGCGAAAUGGAAGGCUGGAUCGCAGAACAAAAACGUCAAAUGGAAGCCUGGUAUUUCAAUGAGGCAGAGACUUACCCAAUGGAUUAUGACAUCCGAUCACGGGUCCGCGAAGACAUUAAACAACUAUCAGAGGAUUUUUGGCCUGUAAAACUUGAGGCUACACUUUCGUUCUGGGAGAAAGCUAGCAUACACGCGGAGCCGUUUCUCAUCCACGUUAUGGACGAGAAAUACGCGAAAGAGCCACUCGCAAUUGAUAUUCUCCAGGAAGACGAUCGCGCACUCGCAACAGCGGUGCAGACUGCUUGUCGCAAGACUGGCUUUGUACUGUUAUUAGGACACCUGGAACUCAAAAGACAUGGCGCAGUUUACGACAUAGAUGAUCUUGGAUCGAAGGCCACAGCCAGCGGCCUCCGGUAUUACAAUGAAGAAGAUCUGCGUUCGCGACACUAUAUUGAGGAGCUCUUGGAAGAAUCAUGGCAGCUAACCCGAGUAUAUGAUACCGACGGACAUGUGGUUACUGGACAGAUCAAGAUCAACAAGGACAACAUCGUCGAAGAAACACCAUGGGGAGGAUUCUACAACCCCAACAAACUGGUGUACCCAGCUGGGUACGAUGAAUAUUAUGGCGAUCUGGUGACGCAUUACUAUGACGCUGCGGUAAGCAACCUGGCAAGACUAGUAAUUCCUUCACUAAUGACGAUGAAGGUCAUGAUCAUAGUACCACGUGCCAAUCUUCUGGAUUUCCUGGACGUCGACCCGGGUUGGGCUGAUAUCGAAGCAGAUUCAAAACAGGCGAACCUCUACACCAGUAUCCACUAUUUUAUCACCAAGAUGCGAAAAUCUCCCGAUCCAACAUAUCGCAUUAGCUUCGUCUCAAGCUGUAUGAAGAUCAUCGACUAUAACAAAAAGAUGUCUCUCAGAGACCGUAUACCCAGCUGGUUUUGCCCUGCUCUUUUAGUAGGCGCCAUACACAUGCAGGAUGCUCGUCUGUGCAAGCGGAUAGUGGAUGCUUUCGGUCCGCAACUCAAAGUGCGGAGCUGGGAGCCAUUCGAAUAUUGGAUUAGCGAUGCCACUCUAUUCUGGGAUCUAUUGAACCCAAGGAGGCCUAUCCAGACAAUCAAGGAUCUCAAUGCCUUCGUCGAUGAACUACGGUGUGUCUGCUUAUGGGACCCAGUUUCAGCCUUUCAUUUUGACGCGUCCGAGACUGGACAGACUUUGGAAGACUUGGAAGACUUCAUGCGUGAGCGGGCAGCUACUCGAGCUACCACGGGCACGAUCUUUCGAGGGAAAAAGAGGGGGGCUGAAGAGUCUGCAGAUGACUCGCGCUUAGCCAAAAGGACGAAUAGAUACUGA
This is a messenger RNA of Pyrenophora tritici-repentis Pt-1C-BFP, 1518 nucleotides long. The record is from RefSeq and is a predicted model, not a curated record. NCBI's taxonomy places the organism in Eukaryota, Fungi, Ascomycota, Dothideomycetes, Pleosporales, Pleosporaceae.